Aspergillus clavatus NRRL 1 is the source of this 408-nucleotide messenger RNA. RefSeq names its product GFA family protein. The transcript is spliced from 4 exons. Bases 1 to 408 code for a protein of 135 amino acids. Gene Ontology annotation, molecular function: carbon-sulfur lyase activity. The record is from RefSeq and is a predicted model, not a curated record. NCBI's taxonomy places the organism in Eukaryota, Fungi, Ascomycota, Eurotiomycetes, Eurotiales, Aspergillaceae.
AUGUCUUAUAUCGGCCGCUGCAACUGCGAAAGCAUCCGCGUCACUCUGCCCGAGAAACCUCCCACCUCGAGCAUCUGCCAAUGCACAAACUGCAAGAGAUCCAGCGGCGGUGUCUGCUCGAUCCACUACAUGGUCGACGAGGCCGACAUCAAGCUCGAAGAUCCAUCAUCCGCACUCAAGACCUACAACGAUCCUAGAUCCCUUUCCGGCAAUGUGGUCCGCGUACAAACAAUCGGAAUGUUUGCUAACAAGAAUAGUCCCAUCAUGUCAAAUUCGCCCAAAGCGCCUGGGAAGGCGUUCGUCAAGGCGGCGCUCUUCGAUAUGGUCUCCCCCCCGGGAAGAAUGGUCUUCAAUGAGAAGCAGCCGGAGUGGUUGAAGUUUCUGGAUCAGAGCGGGAAGCCGAUCUGA